AUGGCGGCGAAGCCCCCGCCAGCACGACCGCAUAUUGGCUUGCACUCGUCUUUCAAUGCAAGAGCCAACACAGACUGGGGAGAAGACGAUGUUUGGGAUAGUGGAUCAGACUCAGAAUCACCUCGCCAGUCCACAAUCUCAAAUUCAUGGCGACCUUCUCCUUCCCCAUCAUUUAGACGCCAGCCAUCUCCGAUAACAGCGCCGAAACCAGUCCCUCGAGCCUCUAACAACUCAUCUUCCUCCAAUAUAUCAUUUUCAUACACUCACCUCAAUGCGCCCAGCCCUUCAAAUGCAGAUACCGUUCAACCAGCAAAGGGUGGAUGGACAAUGGUUAGAAAAUCUAGCGCUUCACAGGACGCUUUAGGUGGCAAGAUAUCAAAAGAUAUCGAUCCAAAUGGCGAUGCAGAUGUCGACAGCGAUAUAGUCGUAGGCGAUUUCGAGUCGGAAGUGGAGCAGACUACUGGCACUCGCACCAAAGCUAAACCAGACCAGGGCUCCAUCAAAUUUGACGCUAUCGAGCUUGUGAACGAUCCAUUUCACAGGUUUCUCCGUUCUCCUCGACCAUCGCCAGAACCGAGAACCCAUCAUAGGAUGAUGGGUCAUUCCCCACGAUCGAGUGAUGCUGAGAAACUCUUGCGGGAGAGUUCAAUUCGCACAAAUCGACGACUUAAAUUCAUUGAUUGUCUUAGCAAAGAUGAUGUUAACAUGAGCGAAUUACGUAAAUUAGCUUGGGCAGGUACUCCCAACGAUCUAAGACCUGUUGUCUGGCCGAUUCUUCUUGGAUACCUUCCAUUGCCAUCAAAUCUUCGAACUCCCACUCUUGCACGAAAGAGGGGAGAAUAUCUGUCAUUGGUCGAGUUAGCAUUCGCUAGGGAUCGCCAAGGUCUCGACCAACAAAUAUGGCAUCAAAUUGAGAUCGACGUCCCACGGACGAGACCCGGUGUACGUCUGUGGAUGCAGGCAUCCGCUCAACGUAGUCUCGAAAGAAUCCUUUAUGUCUGGGCAAUAAGACACCCAGCAAGUGGAUACGUUCAAGGCAUCAAUGACCUUGUUACCCCAUUUUUCCAGGUUUUUCUCUCUGCUUACAUUGAUUCUGACCCAGAAGAGUUUGAUACCUCUCUGCUCCCGACAGCUGUCUUGAAUGCUGUCGAGGCAGAUUCGUUUUGGUGCCUGUCACGUUUGUUGGACGGCAUUCAGGACAAUUACAUCUCAGCACAACCUGGCAUUCACCGAAGUGUCAAGCGCAUGGCCGAGCUUGUUGCACGUAUUGAUGCUCCACUGUAUGCACACCUCGAGUCGCAAAAUGUUGAAUUCAUGCAAUUUGCUUUCCGCUGGAUGAACUGCCUUCUGAUGCGAGAAAUCAGUGUGAAAAACACGAUCCGCAUGUGGGACACGUAUCUGGCUGAAGGGGCAGAUGCAUUCUCUCAGUUCCACCUUUACGUGUGCUCCGCAUUCCUCGUCAAGUGGAGCGAAAAGCUCCGGCAAAUGGACUUCCAGGGUAUUAUCAUGUUCCUGCAAUCCCUCCCGACGCAGGACUGGGGAGACCACGAGAUCGAGAUGCUCCUCAGCGAAGCUUUCGUGCUCAACUCAAUAUGGCACAACGCUCAAAGUCAUUUUAAUGCUAAAUAGCUAUCUUAUCCAUACUCCAACGGUGCAGCGUACGUGUAAGAUGUGGUCUGAAGUAACUAUAAUGCGAAGGGAAAGGGGGAGGGCUGUUCGAGUCUUCAACCACUCGAAGAGAAGCACUAUGAGCCCUUGUCAGAAAUGCACGCAACUAUGCUAGAUGAUGCUGUGAGCAAAGAAAAACGGAAAAUGUGCAAUGUAUAAGCGAAGGUAUGCGA
Suillus paluster is the source of this 1841-nucleotide messenger RNA. RefSeq names its product rab-GTPase-TBC domain-containing protein. The transcript is spliced from 9 exons. Gene Ontology annotation, biological process: activation of GTPase activity. Gene Ontology annotation, cellular component: Golgi apparatus. Lineage: Eukaryota; Fungi; Basidiomycota; Agaricomycetes; Boletales; Suillaceae. The record is from RefSeq and is a predicted model, not a curated record. Gene Ontology annotation, molecular function: GTPase activator activity. The coding region runs from base 1 to 1629 and encodes 542 amino acids.